AACAGGAAGCGGAGAAAUGGCGACGGGGAGCACGGAGCUGUUGAUAGGAUGGUGCAUUUUCGGGGUGCUAUUACUGGCUAUUUUGGCCUUUUGCUGGGUUUAUGUCCGAAAAUACCAAAGCCAUCAGGAAAGUGAAGUGAUUUCAACUAUAACAGCGAUAUCAUCACUAGCUAUUGCACUUAUCACUUCAGCACUUUUGCCUGUGGACAUUUUUCUUGUUUCUUUUAUGAAGAAUCAUAAUGGAACGUUCAAGGACUGGGCUGAAAACAAUGACACACGAAUACAAAUAGAGAACACGGUAUUAAUUGGCUAUUACACAUUGUAUUCUAUCAUACUUUUCUGCGUGUUCUUGUGGAUACCUUUUGUGUACUUCUAUUAUGAAGAAAAGGAUGAUACAGAUGGAAGCCAUUGCUCUCAAAUAGGCAGUGCUUUGAAGUACACAUCUGGGUUUGUUCUGGUCUGCUCGUGUUUGCUGCUUAUUGGGGCUUUUGCACCUUUGGAUAUCCCCAGCAAAGCGAAUGCCACAGAGCUGGAUAAAAUUAAGCUUUUAUUUCAGAAUCUCGGGAGCAGCAAUGGUUUGGCUGCCUUGUCAUUUUCUAUUAGUUCAUUGACCUUGAUAGGAAUGCUAGCAGCAAUCACCUACACAGCAUAUGGGAUGUCUGCAUUACCAUUAAAUUUGAUUAAAGGUAAAAGAAAUGCACAUUAUGAACGUUUAGAAAACUCUGAAGACAUAGAAGAAGUGGAACAACAAGUGGAAAAUAUUAAGUCAAAGUGUAAGGAUGGGAGACCAUUAUCUAGCAAGGACAGACAAGCCUUAUACAAACUACAAGAAAAGCUGAGGACAUUGAAAAGGAAAGACAGGCAUCUUGAACAUCAUGAAAAUAAUUGCUGGACAAAAUGUUGCCUUGUCAUGAGACCAUUUAAGAUUGUUUGGGGAAUCCUUUUCAUCCUGGUGGCCCUUUUAUUCAUAGUUUCACUUUUCCUCUCCAAUUUGGAUAAAGCUCUUCACUCUGCUGGAAUUAAUACUGGUUUUAUAAUUUUUGGCACCAACCUAACAAAUCCUUUGAAUAUUCUUUUGCCUGUUCUACAGACAGUAUUCCCUCUUGACUAUAUCUUUAUUACAACCAUCACAAUGUAUUUUAUUUUCACAUCAAUGGCAGGAAUACGAAACAUGGGCAUAUGGUUCUUUUGGAUAAGGUUGUAUAAAAUUAGAAGAAGGCGGACUCGACCACAAGCUCUCCUGUUUCUCUGCAUGAUCCUUCUUUUGAUUGUUCUACAUACUAGUUACAUGAUUUACAGCCUUGCGCCUCAGUAUGUGAUGUAUGGCAGCCAGAAGUAUCUAUGGGAGAAUAAUAGCACACAGGAGACUGCAAUAGGAAAUUCGUCUGCCUUAGUUUUGAAAGACUGUGAUGCCAGUGCUCCUGAAGAUCAGUGCACAGUUACUCGAACAUAUUUGUUUCUUCACAAGUUUUGGUUCUUCAGUUCCAUCUAUUAUUUCGGAAACUGGGCUUUUAUUGUGGUAUUCGUUAUUGGACUAAUUGUGUCCUGCUGUAAAGGAAAGAAAUCUGUCAUUGAAGGGGAAGUGGAAGAUGACGAUUCUGACCUAAGUGAUGAUGAAGAUCAUCCAUAAACUUAAUCCAAUCUACAUCAUUAACUAACAACUUCUAAAAACUGUUUGGUUUAAAAAAACAAGAGAACUUUUUAGAAAUAAUGGAAAA
Messenger RNA from Xenopus laevis (African clawed frog), 1718 nucleotides. RefSeq names its product LMBR1 domain containing 1 L homeolog (gene lmbrd1.L). Gene Ontology annotation, biological process: protein localization to vacuole; protein localization to lysosome. The record is from RefSeq and is marked provisional. Lineage: Eukaryota; Metazoa; Chordata; Amphibia; Anura; Pipidae. Gene Ontology annotation, cellular component: vacuolar membrane; endoplasmic reticulum membrane; lysosomal membrane.